AUGAAUGUUCACGGAGAGGAAGAAGAGCAAACUGCAUUUGAGAUAUGUGUGGUGGUUCCUAGGAGGAAUGUCAAGGAGGAGGAGGAUGAAACUUGUGAUUGUGUUGAGUUUCUUGUGGAAGAGUUGAGGAAUGUGGGGUUUAUAGUUGAGGAAGUUCUUGGCUUAACAGAUGAGUUUAUCAAGGUUAGCUUUAUCAGCUUAACUGGUGUGCGAUAUGAUGGAAAAUUUGAGCACGGGGACUCAUUGAGAACUGCUAAUGAGUUCCCCAUGCCCUUCAUGAACUUGGCAAUUGCAUGUAGUUCAAAUGUUCCAUAUUUAUGUUGUCUUUUGAAUGAAGAGCUGGCAGCACCUCUGGAGACACUGGGGAGAGCAGCAGCACAGCUGCAAAUGAAGAAGCCUACUUAUAUUGGAAUGGAUCUACAAUUUGAAUGGGAGGAGGUUGAAGCAUUUGUGAGACAGCCAGAUGGCUCAUUGUUCAGUUGGUUUGAGCGUUUUCAGUGCUACCAGCAUCUAUUACAUGGGAUUGUAAACAAGAGCAAGGUAGAUUUGAUUCUAACAUUGGAUGGCAAAGGGUUACUAUGGCAAGUCGGGGAAUCUUUAAUGAAGAUGUUAGAAUCUGAGGGCAUUGUUAAACAAGUUUUUCUUCUACACGAUGAAAUUAAGAGGAAGAAACUCCUGAAAAGUUGGGUGCUGAACUGGCGCAACUUCACAAACCAGCCUAUUGAUGAUAUGUAUUCAUAUUUUGGAUUGAAGAUUGCCAUCUAUUUUGCUUUCCUUCGGAUGUAUACACGAUGGACGAUCUUUCCAGCUGCAUUCGGACUUGUUGUUCACUUGGUUGAUUUUGGGUAA
Dovyalis caffra is the source of this 849-nucleotide messenger RNA. The record is from the annotation of a GenBank genome assembly. Lineage: Eukaryota; Viridiplantae; Streptophyta; Magnoliopsida; Malpighiales; Salicaceae.